Molecule: messenger RNA, 5072 nt
Organism: Bombyx mandarina (wild silkworm)
Lineage: Eukaryota; Metazoa; Arthropoda; Insecta; Lepidoptera; Bombycidae
Biological process (GO): intracellular sterol transport
Cellular component (GO): endoplasmic reticulum membrane; plasma membrane; endoplasmic reticulum-plasma membrane contact site
Molecular function (GO): sterol transfer activity; sterol binding
Source: RefSeq, a predicted model, not a curated record
CACUCAGUUAUUCAGUUCAGUUCGCAAAGAGCAAAGCUCGUGUAUCCUUGUGUUUUCGAACGACUAACAAACAGUAGACACAGUUAUUUGUUUCAGAACGUAAAAGAAAUGCCAAAAUCUUGACAUUUCUCUAUUUAUUAAAAUACAUUAAAUUUGCUUGGCCCUGUAUGUAACACCUAGGAAAUAAAAUAUAAACGAAAAGAUAUUUCAUUAUGAACCUGCUGCUGUAUUAAAUUCCGUUCUAAGGACUAAGUGAGACAAUCUAUUGUGUUAGAAACGAAUUUCGAGAAACCAUUGAAAACUUUUAGUGUACAGACACACGUACUGUUGAUUAUAAAUUAAAUAGUGAUUUAUCGUUAAACAAGUGGAACGAACUGUGAAUAGUGGACGUAUUUGAUUGGAUUUCGCAAAAGCAUGACCUGCUAAAUGAAGGAAACAUACCCUGACGAAAUUAUGCUGUGUUUCGUUCAAGGGUUUGGAGAUAGUGAACGUGGUUAUAGUAAAAGCAGAGAGUGUCCAGAUCAAAACAAGCCUCGAACUGACUUGCAUUCUAAAAAAAGUGUCAAAAGAGUGUCUCUUCACCUUGAAGAGGCUGACCAGCCAGUUGAAUUAAGAUCAAAAAAGUCAGAAGGCUUAUUGACGGGGAAAUCUUUGAGGCUGUCGUCUGGUGGUAGAUUUCCGGAAGUGAAAAGGAGCCUGAGUGAUAGAUUUUCUGUCAUUUCUGAUGCAAGUAGCAAGAAGCCUGCAAAAGGACUAUUGACCAUUAGAAAGACUUGGUCAACCGGCAAUUUCGCAUCGGGCGCGGCGGGUGGCGGGUGUGGGGCGCCCCGUUCCGCUCCCGCCACCCCUCUGCAGCUCGAACCUCACCCCCGCUCAGCAAAACAUGAAAAACAGGCCGUAAAGCCUUUAUCAGGAUCGGCUCCGUCAGUCCGCGUGUCGGCACUGGGCUCUGUAUCCGGGAAUGAUGAGACGAAAGACAGCAAACAGCCCAGCAAGGCGCGGCAGAAGAAGUUCCAGAGGCACUUCCCGCAGGUCGGACCAGAGGAGAAGGUGCUCAAUUAUUAUUCGUGUGCACUUGUCGGCGAUCUCCUCCUGCAAGGUCACCUGUACAUCACGAAGAACUACUUCGCUUUCUACUCGAACGUGUUCGGUUAUGUUACCAAGUUACUGAUCCCAACGACAUCGGUACUACGCAUAACGAAGGAGAAAGUGGCCCGUAUAAUACCGAAUGCGGUCGGCGUGUGUACCAGGGAUGAGCGACACGUGUUCGGGUCGCUACUCUCGCGGGACUCUACGUACAAACUGAUGAUGCACGUGUGGAAGACGGCCCGGACACCAGAGCUGGCCGUACCUAAAGCACAGGACCCGCGCGCAUCCGAGGUUGACUUUGAAGCCUCCGAAUACUCCCCCGAAGAUGACAGCAGUUCCGCUGGAGGCGAUCAAGUGGACGCUCCCGCUGCCGUGAGAAGAGAAUCCGAAACUAUACUACCCACAGGUGCGGCAGUCAUACAGCCGGCUUUACUUACCGGCAGCAGCACGCCGAAGCGUCGCGCGACACACUGCUGGCAGUUCCUGCUCGUGGCCGCUGUCGUGCUGCUCGCGCUGUCCGCACUGCUCCUAUCCUACAAACUCUACCAAAGCAAAUAUGCGCAGGAGGAGGACCUGACGAAUCUAACCGGAGACGAGCUGUAUUCGGAGUUGGUCCGCUGGAGGCAGAGGCUGCACGGGCGGGCCGCUGACGAACUCCACUCAUUCCUCUCCACUAAUCUAUUGUUACUUACUAAGGUACGACAAUCUCUAGAAGCACUCUCGGGUGUUAUUGUCGACGACUUGCCUCCGCAGGACCCAGCUCGAGUUGUUCUGGACGUUCCAAACGAUACGGCGUUUAGUUAACGCUUAAGUACGACAGAAAAUUUCCAUUAAGUAAUUUCCAGAGACAGUCAAACUCUAAAUUGAUUUCAUUGAGGAUUUAACAAGGCAUAAUUUUGUUUAGACUUUUGGCAUUGGACAAGUUUGAUCUCAGGUAUAGGGUGAGGUUUUUUGUGAGUACGCUGAAAAUGUAUAAAAGAAUAUAGAUUAAAAAAAAAAUCAAUACAAAACUAGAGUUAAAAAAAAAAUUGGUUUUUAAUAUGAAUUCGUAAAGUAGAUACUACAUAUUGUAGAAUUUUAUUUACAUUUACACAGUGUUCACAGUGUCGACCAGAAUUAUAUUUAAUAUAAAACUAAAUGAAAAAGUUAAUUAUUGUAAAUAUGCCAUUUAAAAAUAACACAUUGAGCUCAAUCGUUGUUGUAGCAUUUGUUAAAAUAUUCACGAAUGUCUCAUAUUGUGCACGUGAAUCGAUGUUUAGAAAUAUUUUAAAGACUUGAAGAAUGAAUGUAAUGUCAAAAGUGACCAAUUUGAACCACUAUAGUUCUAGAAUAAUUUUAAAUUAGAUUUCGGAAACAUUCGAAUCGAUAGAAAGGCCCUUUAGAAACUACCAAAAAGUUUUACACAACUUUUAGUAAAUCGAUUGCUUGACAUAUCGUUAAUAUUUCACGUUAUUAAAUAGUUUGUGGAUGAACACACAAAAUUAAUUAGCAAUCUAUUAUGAGAAAAUAUCGGAACGUAUUAUUAUCGAUCAUUGUAUUUAAAUUUAACUUUUUUUUAAAUGUCGGGUCUGUAUGACGAUUCUACGUCACGUUUUGUGUAAGACACGACAAUAAUAUAGAUAUGUAAUUAUACAUAGUAAGAAAUAUAAAACUAACUUGUCAUUAAUGAAAUUCUAAUUUUUUUAUAACAUGUCUAUGAAGUGUAAAAAUGAGACGGAUAGUCAUGUUGUUUUAUCGAUUUGAAUUAGCAUUUAUUUUUAUUACCCAAUUUUGUAUUAACGCGUCCGUAUGGUUUGUCUUUUCGGGUAGACCCUUAUAAUGUAUUCAAAGUGUCUUUCUGAUGAGAUAGACUUGUAAUUUUGAACAUAGUUCAAAAUCAGACGGCGACGUAAGAAAAUGCAGCUGAACAUGAAGUUUUGCAUUGUUUCCACUUAGUAAGAAUAUUCUGUCAUGAUAUUCUCAGUUAGGCCUAAAUGCUCGUUAAAAAAUCAUAGAUCGUUCUAAUACUUAUGUUUUCUAAAUAUAAAAUAAAUCUAAAAUAAUAUACAAAUAGUAGAUAAUAAAUAUUACACAUCUGUGUACAGUAAAUAUAAUAUAAUUCCAUACGUAGUUUAAAUUCCGUUGCUUAACCGCACGCUUCACAGUGAUGUUAUAUUGACAGCUGUCAAGUGAAUGCAUAAGUCGUUGCAUAAAAUGUCAGGAUAUUUUUGCUCGUAAAUUACAAUUCCCAUUAAUAAGUGAUUAACCCAAUUAUCAAUGAAGUUUGGAAGGGAAGUGGUGCUAAUUACUAUCAAAGUAAAAAUGAUAAUUAAACAUUCCUUUAACUUGCAGUGUACGCGAACAUUUGGCAUCUGUCCUGUUUACCGGUUAUUUGUGUUAUUUAUGUAUUUCAUUAAGUAAUGAAAUCAAAAACAUUGAUUUUAAUCUUGUUAUAUUAAUUAUUACCUUCUAUGUGAAUGCAUUAGGAAGAUAAAAAAUACACUUUAAAAUUAAAUAAGUAAGGUUCAGAAUAAAGUUUUUAUAGUAGAUACAGCUAGAGUACUUUAAAAAUAGUGCAGAAAGAGACAUUACUCAAAAGUUUCAGUUAAGUCGGUGAUGUUAAUUUAAUUUUGUGAGCAUGUGUUUUGUGUACCAAAUUUAAUGGAAUUGUAUUUUUUUUCUUAUUGUAAUUUUUUUGUUUUCUGCUUACAGCUGGAUCGUAAAUAAAAUUCUAGUCUUUUAACAUUAACAUUAUUUAUAUAUUUUGUUGUUGAAAUUAGGUGUACUUACUUACAGUUUAUUUUUAUUUUUAUAUAGAUAGUUGUUAUUCUUUAUAAUGAGUUCAAAAAUUAAUUUUGCAGUGCAAUGAUUUCAGAAAUAUUUAAUAAAAUACUUGAAAUUUGUCCAGUGAUUGAUAGAUGUUUAAAAUUUCGUAUUUAGCAAAAUGCACAGAUUCCAUAAAUGUUUUAAGAAAUGCUUGUGUAUUUUGUGACCCUUAAAGUAAUUAUUGUUGAUUUUUUUUAUUUAGAUUUUAGAUAGGAAAAACUUUUUCGUAAUUAAGCUUAUGUUAACAUUUAUUGACUUACAUUAUUUUUAGUAAUGAUUUAACAGAUUACUUAAUUACUGUUUUUUGGUUUUAAUAAGACAUAGUAUGAUAAUACUUGCCAAUUAACGUAGUCAUGUUUGUUAAAUGCCUAACUGUAGGGUUACCGUUGGUGCCAAAGUUAGAUCAAAAAUUUCUUACUGACCACGAAUAUUAUAUUAUUGAACUUUCUACUCGUCAUGCUUGACUCUUAGAAAUUUAAGAUGCGAGCAAGAGGGGAUGACAAGAUUUAAGAUAUGUUUGUAUUAACAUCUGGUAGGAAUUGCCAAAGAAAGAAAUAAAUAAAUGAAAAUAGCUUAAGUGUGAUUUGUAGAUAAUUUACGUUUAUCUGUCAAUUUAAGUUUGUUAAUUGAUUUCAUUAUGAAAUGCUGCAUUAUUUAAUAUUUAUUUAUGUUCGAGAUAGCUGUUUUAGAUGAUUCUUUUAAGGUGCAAUACACAUAGACAACCAGUGAGAUAUAUUGUUUAAAAUGAAUAAAUAAUAAUUUAGUUUUGUUGAAAGUUUUUUUUAGGGUCAGUUAAUUUUCUUAGAUAUAUUUAGAAGCUUGUUUAAGAAGCAAUUUUAUAUACAUAAUAAUUAUGUAAAGUAAUUUUAAUGAUUAUAUAUGAAUGUAAUCGUUUAUGCUACCUUAGCUAUUUGUUUACAGUUCGGAAAUCUCGGGAAAUCGAUUAAGUAAUCAUUGUAACAUCAAAAAAAUAAUAAUUUAUGUGUUUGAAAAUAUUUUUGGAGUGAUUUAAUAUAGGCACAUAUUGGUUGAUAGUUUAUUUUCUGGGAAUAUUAGAUCAAUGAGCUCACCAUUGCGUGGAUUUUUUUCUUCUAUCGGGUUGGAAUUGUUAAUGAAUGUAAAAUAUCUGGUGAUUUGUUUUGUAUAUUUUUGUUCGAUUGUGAUUCGUUUGUUGUAAA